Messenger RNA from Spinacia oleracea (spinach), 3502 nucleotides. RefSeq lists its product as uncharacterized. NCBI's taxonomy places the organism in Eukaryota, Viridiplantae, Streptophyta, Magnoliopsida, Caryophyllales, Amaranthaceae. The record is from RefSeq and is a predicted model, not a curated record. The coding region runs from base 1079 to 3181 and encodes 700 amino acids. The transcript has 12 exons.
ACCAAAACAAUUAAAAAAAAGUGAAAUAAAAAAACAAAGAAAAGGUGGCAUUUCUCUUGCUCUUCUUCUUCCCUUUCUCUUCCUCUCUUCACCGUCUCUAAGGUUUCGCCGACCACCUUUCUUCACGUUACUUGCCCACCCCGUUUUUUCCCCAGAAACGUUUCUCUCUCUUCAAACCCAGAAAACGCCGCCCUCUCUCCUCCGAUCGACGCUUCUGACUCUCUGAAUCACAAAGUGUCAACUCACUACUGGGUUUUUGAGAAUGAAUAUGAUCUCAGCUUUUAUCUAGAAGGAAUUGGAACGCAGUUGUUGCUGGUCCAAGAACCAAUGGGAUAGCUAAUUAAGUGAGAGUUAUUUUAGCAAGAGAAAGUAAUACUACAUUACCAGUAUGUGAGUAUUUUAGCCGUUUUUAUUUAAGGGUGUGCCAACUGCCAACUUCCAAGGGAAAUAAGCAGAUUAUGCAGCGGAAUGCUGGUCAACGAGGGAAGAUGAUUGAAUCAAAUAGAAGUUUCCCAUUAAGGCACUUGGUUCUCUGACGUGGGAGACAUUGUCUCGGAGACCUGCAGUUCAAGAUGUCUGGAGCAAAAUUCUGAUUGUCUUCUCGACAGUAUAGGGGGCUUAGGUAGUUCGGUGCAGCAAAGUAAAUUUUCCAUAUCAGUAUUCUGUUUCUUACCUCACAAAGUAUACCCGUAAAUUGCAGAUUACUAGAAGUUGGGGUCAGACCAAUUUGUAUGCUGUUUUAAAUGGAAAGAUAUCUUGGGAUUUUGAUGGCUAUCGGCUCUCUUAACAAGUUUCUUAGUUCAUCAAAGACAUGGAAAGGGUGAUUAAGACAAUGACCUUUCAGGAAAAAAAAAAAUCUUUUGUGGAUCUUACUUCUUGAAUACCUUUGUGAAAGCUAUCAGGAUCUUUUUGACCAUUGGAGCAGCAAUUUAUUUGGUUUUAUUUGCCACUGGAAUUUGUUAUCGCAUUUUGCAAGCUGUUGUAGAAGGAAUGAGAUGAAUGUUUUUCUCCACUGCACAGAUUCAUGUUUGAUUACAUUUUCCUUAGGUUGCAACCAUUAAUAGCACUUGGAGGAUAGAUGCCGCUUCCGAAGAUCAAGGCCUCUGGUGUAGCAGACGCAAUGAAAGUGGAUGAUGGAAAUGAUUCUUUAGAUACAUUCAUCAGACAAGCAAUAGGGAAAGAGCCUUCUCUUUCUUUCUCAAGGGCAAAUGACAGUCCAGUUCAGUGGAUUCAGUUACUUCAUGCCUUGGAUCAACAAGAUCUGCCAGGGUGGCCUUUGCUAUCUCCAUUGAAGGUCCAAAUGCAGAAGUGUGAAAAGUGCUCUCGUGAAUUUUGUUCAACCAUCAAUUACCGAAGACAUAUGCGUCUACAUAGGCGGAACUUGAACCUCGAUAAGGAUUCAACUGUGAAAAAUAGGGACCUGUUGCAAGCAUUUUGGGACAAGCUUUGUCCAGAGGAAGCCAUGGAGGUUAUGUCAUUUGAUGACGUUUCUCUUGAGGGAGUUAGUGGGUGUUCGAUUGUAAAGGCAUUGGCAUCAUUUAUUCGGAAACCUGGAUUUUCUCUACCUCAGAGUUACGUAAAAUCUGGAUCUGCACUCCUGGACCUUGUCCAGGGUAGACCGUCCAGGUUCCCUAUAACAUCGCAGGAAUUAUUUAGUAUCUUAGAUGAAGCAAGCGAGAAAACAUUUCUAUGUGCUGGAACAGCUGAAUCAUUACAGAAGUAUGUGUUUGACGGUGAGGCUGGGAAGAUUGGGCUUGAGAUGAGGAACUUGGUUGCUUGUACUAGUUUCCUUGUUGAGCAGAAAGUGGUCAAGGCAUGCCUUGCUGAUAUGGAUGCUGAGGCUUUGAGGCACCAGAAAUUGCUUGUGGAGGAAGAAGAAGCCGCUCAAAGGAGACAAGCUGCUAUUUUGGAAAAGAAAAGACAGAAGAAACUUAGACAGAAAGAGCAAAGGGCGAAGGAGCAAGCCAGUGUAGAAACAUACGAUUCUCCCGAAGAAAGUUCCCCUUCCCCACCAACAUCAAGCCCUGUCAUCACCCCUGUCUCUAUUCUAGAUGUUCCCGAAAUUCCUCACGACUUAACUCUGUCUUCUUCUGAUCCUGUUCAAAUAAUGAAUGUGGAAGAAGCAGACAAUGACAAAAUUCAUGAAUAUGAAUAUUCAGAUUUGGAGAAUUCCCAAUAUGUAUAUCCUGAUUUGGGUACUUACCACAAUGUUGAGCAUAAUAGAACAUCGCAUCGAAGUGGCCGAAGAUACACAGUUAGCUCUCGUUGGCAAGUACCGAAAUUGCAGAAAACACCUAAUGGCUUCCAUAACAGUCACAACAACAACUAUCAGGCAACAAAGCUUGGAACCAUGCAAAAGCACACCUCUUCUAGGGAUUCCCGCUCUUCUGCUGCCGCCAAUGGUACUAAAGUGUGGACCCCAAAACCAAAAUCAGACACUGAUGAAGAGGGUUGCAAAAAUAGGUUACAGAUUGAAGCACCUAAUCCACUUGGUCAGGAUAAAAAGCAUGAAGUUCUAAUUGGUUCUAUAUCUAUCACACUUGGAAACUGCAAUAACUUGCAACAUGAAGAAAAAAGUGCAUCGGAGCUUUCUACACCAGAUGUAAAUGGUGUUCACGAAAGGGUUGUGAAAAAUGAGGCGGUUCAGGGUACGGCAAAUCGGUCUACUGUUAAGCUGUGGAGACCUGUUAGUAGACAUGACCAAGGAGGUCAGCUUCCCAUCGAAAACGGUGGCAGUGCUGGUGAAGUUGGCACCAUCCCUUGCAAUAACAGUAAUGAAGUUCAGCAGACAUGUGAAGCAGAGAGUUAUUCGGACUGCCGUGGAGAAAAUCAUGCUUCUGUUGAAGGUGGAUUUCAGAGAGGAUCAAGUUUUUCAAGCCAUGUAGCAGAAGCUUUUCUGGCAACAAGAUGGAAGGAAGCUAUUGCAUCAAACCAUGUACAACUAGUCUUAUUCACUGAAGCUAGACCUCCUGGAUGCCCCGAGAUACAGAACGAAACCCAAGAAAUAGUUCGCUUGUCCAGGUUAGAACAACGUGGCAUCCUUCACAGUGCGGAGAACCGUUUGGAAAGUUACACAAACAACCUCGAACAUUCAGUGACAGUCAAAUCAAAGAACAGAGCUAAAGCAGAGAAGGGGGGCAAUAAGGUCAAAUACAUCCCAAAACAAAGAAGCGCGUAUUAAAAAUAACAAAAACUCGGAGAUUUUCAUAGGUGGUAUAGCAUAUGUGCAGUUUUUCAUCUACUAUAUCUUUACAUUCUUAGCAGAGGUUCCAGUUUUAACAGCGGUCUUCUGUCCGGAAAAUUUUGGGGGAAGUGAUUGUUAAGUAGUGAUUAUCUAUUUUCUUUUUCUGGUUUCAGGCUGCAGUGAGCUCUAUUUUUUUCGCCUUUUCGGUAGGGGUAGAUUUAUUUUUUUCCCAUGUAAUAAACUGGGUUUUUAGUGUUAUUGCAGAUUUUACCCUCUGGCUUUUUUGCUGGCAAUAUAAGGUUUUGCAUUUCUCCUGUC